Messenger RNA from Arthroderma uncinatum, 852 nucleotides. Its product is annotated as ubiquitin-conjugating enzyme E2 6. The record is from RefSeq and is a predicted model, not a curated record. Lineage: Eukaryota; Fungi; Ascomycota; Eurotiomycetes; Onygenales; Arthrodermataceae. Bases 1 to 852 code for a protein of 283 amino acids. The transcript has 3 exons.
AUGGCUACCAAAGCCGCCACCAAACGACUCUCCCGCGAGUACCAAAAUAUCCAAAAGAAUCCACCUCCGUACAUCGUUGCACAUCCGUCGGAGUCAAAUAUACUAGAAUGGCAUUACAUACUCACAGGCGCCCCACAGACACCCUAUGAGAAUGGUCAAUACUGGGGUACUUUAAUAUUCCCGCCAGAAUAUCCCUUCGCGCCUCCGGCAAUAAGAAUGCACACUCCCAGCGGACGCUUUAUGCCAUCGACCCGCCUCUGUCUCAGCAUAAGUGACUUCCACCCCAAGUCCUUCAACCCGGCGUGGGAAGUCUCGACGAUCCUGAUCGGACUCUUGUCAUUUAUGAACAGCGAGGAGAUGACGACAGGCAGCGUGAGUGCCUCCGAAGCCGAACGCAAGUUAUUCGCAGCGAGGUCGAGAUGGUGGAACUCUACUGGCGGCGGUUCUUAUACAAAAGCCGUACCGGGUGUCACGUCAACGAUCAAGGGGAUUGCAAAUAUCAAAGCUGGAGAUGGGGGCAAGAAGUUUCGCGCAGAGUGGCCUGAGUUAGACCAGGAGAAUUGGAAAUGGAUCAAGGACAAUCGCGUCGACCCAGCCACGGGACAGAUAUUGCCGGAUCCUAACGAAGCAUUGUUAGCCGAGAACAGCAGUACCUGCUCACCCGAGACCAAUGCGCUGCGACGGCGGCCAGGUGGGAGCGCCACAGGGUUAGGGGUAGUUGUUGAAGGUGGCCAGCGGGCGAGGGAUGUUGGGGAGAGCUGGUUUCGAAGAAAUAAAGUAUGGAUAUGCGUUGGCGUAGUGCUGGGGUAUGCACUGUUGACACGAUUAUUUGACGACACCCGGACAUGGUAG